CGUGACUACCACCCUGCACGAGCGUCGUAGAGCUCGGCUCUUACUCCGGCGUACGAGCAUUGCGAACAUUGCGAGGGUGGACGCCGCAGGGCCUGCACAACCUGCCAGACGUUUUAAUUAGAGACAGCGACGAGAAACGACCGAAAAUGAGCGAGUACGGAUACGAGAGGAGAGGUGGCAAGGAACAGCACAGACGAGGGGGUGGCAGAGGUGAGCACGAAGACGAUCUCGACGAUCGAGGAAGAAACACCCUGCAGCGUUUCGAUAGCAUACAGGAUCCCGGAAAACGUUAUCUGCUCAGAGAGUGCAUAGGUUCUGGCGUGUGCGGCGAUGUUUACGAAGCGAUCGAUCAACAAGCCGGAAACAAGAGAGUCGCCGUGAAGGUGCAGAAACUCACUCCUGAGUCACAAUCCUUGAUCAUCGAGGAAUACAAGAUUCUUCGUGACUUUGCGUCUCAUCCUAAUCUGCCAGACUUUUAUGGGAUUUAUCGCAGAAGAUCUGGCAAGAAGACGGAGUACGAUCAAAUAUGGUUCGUCAUGGAGCUCUGCGAGGGUGGCACUGUGAUGGAUCUCGUGCACGGUCUUCUAGCUAUGGACAAGAAAAUGCGCGAAGAACACAUAGGCUUUAUCUUGAAGGAGGUGAUUCAGGCGAUGGUUUAUCUCAACGAGCACAACGUGAUGCACCGUGAUAUUCGCGGCAGUAAUAUUUUACUGACCAGAGAAGGAGAAGUGAAGUUGGUCGAUUUUGGGCUAUCGAAGAUGUUCCAAGGUGAAAUGGGAAAGAGAUAUACGUGUAUAGGAUCACCGAGUUGGAUGGCGCCGGAGGUGGCCAUGAGCAAAGGCAACAGCUCCGAAGGAUAUGGUAGCAGAGCCGAUGUUUGGGCGGUCGGAAUUACAGCGAUCGAGUUGGCUGACGGAAAACCACCGUUUCAAGAUAUGCAUCCCACCAGAGCGUUGUUCCAAAUAGUUCGAAAUCCGCCGCCAAAUUUAUACAGACCGUCCAACUGGUCGCAAAAUUUUAACGACUUUAUAGCCGAAUGUCUCGAGAAAAAUCCUGAGAACAGACCGUUUAUGGCGGAAAUAGCCGAACACCCUUUUUUAGCGGAUUCAUCCGCGAACGAUUUUCUGCUAGCGAAAGAGAUCAAGAUAUUAAUGACGGACGUCUGUGCGAAAGGCAAACACGUGAGAAGACCGGAAGUAAUAGUUCGAAAGGGUUUCCUGAAGACUCAUCAAACAGACCCUCUAGAACCUAUGUUCAUGGAAGAUCUAGCCGCUCUCGAGACGCUCACGGAAGAUACGAUUUUGGACGAACUACACGAGAGAUUGCGGCAAGGUUACUACCACAGCUUUAUUGGCGAUAUCCUUUUGAUUUUAAAUCCGAACGAGCAACAGGAUAUUUACGGGUCCGAUUAUCACACAAAAUACCAAUUCAAGUCGCGAUCGGAUAACGCGCCUCACAUAUACUCUGUAGCCGACAGCGCCUAUCAAGACGUGCUGCACAACGAAGAGGCUCAACAUAUUUUACUAGCCGGCGAGAGCAAUUCGGGAAAAACGACCAACCUGAUGCACCUUGUUCGACAUCUCAUGUAUCUAGGAAAAAGCUUGCAAGACAUCGGGGCGAGAUUAAUGCGAGCUAUUAAAGUGAUUCACGCUUUCAGCAACGCUGCCACGCCUCUAAAUCCUAAUUCGACCAGGUGCGUGCUGGAACUGGAGACAACAUACGGAAGUUCUGGGAAAGCCUCCGGCGCUAUAUUUUGGUUAUAUCAGUUAGAGAAGUGGCGAGUUUCUACCCGCGACAGGAAUCAAUCGAAUUUUCACGUGCUGUACUACUUUUACGACGGCCUCGACGCCAUAAGCAAGUUGAAACAGUAUCAUCUACCACCGGGAAGAAGGAUGCGAUACCUCAGAAUAAGCGAGAAGGGAACAGAGAGGAAACGAUCGUUCAAAGUUCGAAACGAUCCACGCGGGAACGUGGCCAAGUUCGAAGAACUCAAGGAAAAUCUGACAAUCUUAGAAAUGGAAGAGUAUUGCGAAACCAUCUGGAGGAUAUUAGCAGCGAUUUUAAAUCUGGGAGAAAUUCGUUUCGUCGAAGGUAACAACGGGGAAGCUGAUAUGGACAACAACGAUGCGGCUAACAGAGUCGCCCAACUUCUUAACCUAGACGAAAAGAAAUUUAAUUGGGCGUUGCUUAAUUAUUGCGUGAUCGUAAAGGGAAAUGCCGUACGUAGAAGGCACAGUUGCGAGGAAGCGAAAGAAGCGAGGGACGUAUUGGCCAAUACGAUCUAUCAGCGAUUGGUCGAUUGGAUAACGAAUACUAUCAAUUUCAAGUUUACGGUUACUCGUGCUUUAUUCGGUGACAAAUAUGCGAUUAACAUAAUGGACAUGUUUGGAUUCGAGUGCUUCGCAACCAACCGACUCGAGCAGCUAGUGGUAAACACCAUGAACGAACAAAUGCAAUGUUAUUACAACCAAAGGAUAUUCGCUUGGGAAAUGCAAGAACAAGAAGAAGAAGAUAUACCGAUGCAACGUUUGCACUUUUACGACAACAAAGACGCGAUAGAUCAGUUAAUGAGCAGAGACAGAGGUUUAUUCAGUAUAAUCGAUAAUGCAUCGAAAAAUAUGCUCGAUUAUCAAUAUAUCAUAAACAAAGUCCAGCAACGAUCGGACAAUAUUUAUAUAAAAGCGGUGAGCUCUCACGAAUUUACGGUCGCUCAUUACACGGGGAAAUUGCUUUACGACGCUAGCGAGAUUGCCGAGAAGAAUCGCGAUUUUCUUCCUCCGGAAAUAAUCGAAACGUUCAGGCAAUCGUCUAUCGAAACCGUGAAAGAAAUGUUCACGAACAAACUGACGAAAGCUGGGAAUUUGACCGUUGUCGUUGACCAUCCGAAAAUUGCGGAAAAGAAGACGAGCAAAGGCAAAUGGGGCGCGCUCAUGCAGGAAACAUCGAAACCAAGGAGGUAUAACACCGCAUCCCGAGGGCAAUACUCCCAGACACGGAAAUUGAGAACGUGCGCGGCUACCUUUAAAUCCACCAGCCUCGAAAUCCUUAAGAACCUUUCGGCAGGUGGCGGAAGUAGUGGUAUCCAUUUCAUCAGGUGCAUAAGAUCCGAUCUCGAAGGGGCGCCUCGUGGUUUUUAUCGAGACGUUGUCAGACAACAGAUCAGAGCGUUGGCUGUCCUUGACACUGCCAGAGCCAGGCAACGUGGUUACCCACAUAGAAUAUCUUUCCCAGAAUUUCUUCGAAGGUACCAAUUCCUGGCUUUCGAUUUCGACGAGAAUGUCGAAAUUACCAAAGACAAUUGUCGAUUGCUACUGAUCAGAUUAAAAAUGGAAGGCUGGAUAAUUGGGAAAACUAAAGUGUUUCUGAAGUAUUACAACGAAGAAUACCUUUCGAGAUUGUACGAGACUCAGGUGAAGAAGAUAGUAAAAGUUCAGUGCAUGAUGAGAGCCUUUUUGGCACGCAAAAGCAUGGCGUCGAAGAUCACGAAGAGCGUAAAGAAAGAAGUUGUGAAGAAAGCGUCUAUAAACAAGGACGAAUCGGUGGACAUGUCGGAAGAUCAGGCAGCGUUGAUGAUUCAAAAAGCAUACAGGGGGCAUGUAGUGAGGAAGGAGACAGCGCCUCUUCUGGGGAAGGGGAAGAUGGAUCCGGAAACGAUGGACAUGAUGAAAUUCUACAGCAGCAAGUGGAGGUCGAAGAGCGUGUUCCAAGUCCUCCUACGUUACCGUGCAGCCCGCUAUCAAGACCUCGUGCAGUUCUCGCAACAAGUGCAUCUGUUCAAUCAAGCGAUAGUAGCAUCUCUCACGACGACGAAUGAACAAAUAUCCAUAGAUCGAGUAGAUACAAACGUUUCCACGUCCGCGUAUUUAGGCCAGUUGAAACCACCCCAAGUGCACAAGUUACCUUUCAACUUUCAUCAAGAGUUACCUUUUCCCGAUAUGACGAGAGGAAUGAGAGGUGUUGGAUCCGCGUCGUCAUCGGCGUCUGACGAUGAGCACGAAGCCUGGGACGCGCCAUUACGGAGACAAACAAUGCCGUGGGCCAACAGGAAGAGUCGUACCAGAGACGUCGAGGUUCAAACAACGAACUCGCCACAGCGAGUGGCGCAUUCGGGCACCGAGGGACAGAGUCUGAUCGACACUCCGUUUUCCAGAGACCCGAAUAUCUCGGUCCGAUGUCCACCCGAAGAGUCGUCCCAGAACAGAAUGGGUAACUCUGGAUUUCAACAUCAUUCGAGCAAUCGUAGUCCUGUACCUUCUGCUAACGCUCAUAAUCCUCGCUCAAAUUACGAUAGUACCGGAUCGAUACGCUCUAGAAAACACGCACCGCCUCCACCUGUUCCGUUCAAUCAAUCGCAACCACCCUUGACGCGCAGCGCCGACAAUUAUAGCUCGGAUAUUCGAAGUAAAAGCAACGUAGAUACCGGUAGCCACGAUUGGGAAUACGAGGAUAAAACUAACAGGAGUAGCGGCAAUGCCAAUCGUAUCAAUCCGAUUCAGGAACUACAGAUGAUCGGUCGUAAAAGUAACACUGACGGUAACGAAGACAGCGACGAACCACCGUUCAACUUUCAGGCGAUGUUGAGAAAAACGAGCCAUCAUCGAGCGUCGAUGAAGCGUACACCCGUUUACGACAGCUACUCUCAUUCUCCGUCACCACUGCCAGGUUCAGGAUAUCGUGGGAAUCGCGAAAACGAGUCACACGUUGUAUACAGAAGCGGAGGUAGUCGCAGAGAUUCUCCCGAAUGGAGUCCCAAUGAAAUGGUCAGAAUGUCUGAAAAAUAUGCGAAGGAAGGAGCCUGGGGAGAAGAUCGGACGGGUACCGGGGGUCGAAGCAACGUGGUCUCGGAAAGUGUCACCGAAGAAAUUGCACCGGGAAUCGUUAUCGAAGGUUACGUGGCCGAAUUGUAAAAUUCGAGCCAACGACGAAAACUCCUUAUGUAUCGAACCACGAUAAAAACUGGACUAGUUGGAAUUGCUAAUACCGCGAGAAAAAAAGAGAAGCCUGCAAGGUACCUGUAGCUGUCCCGAUGGAAACAAAUGCACGACUCGUAUGAUUUGAAAGAACGAUACCCAAUCCACUAACGUUGCUGACUCGGAGAGAAAUUUUUUUAUCCACAAAUAUGUACAUACGUAUAUUUUUUUAAUACUUUUCUUCCUUUGUCUUUUAAAUGGAAACAAGUUACCGCAACGAUUCGACGAUAAACUUCUUUUGUAACUUUCAUUCGCGCCCCGAGCGACCAUCGCCACUUUUGUCCAAUGUACGAUAAUUUUCAUCGAAUGGUUCGUUUUUUCUAUCUGCCUGUCUUCUCCAACAGUUAGCAAUGCUCCUUACCAAUGUGCGAUAUAUGACCAUUAUUUUUUUAUUGGCCUCGACAAAUAUACACACACACACACGCGCGCGCGCAUACACUCUUGUUCAACCGUUAGCGGGUGUUUGCAUUAUUACAAAACGAAAGAAAUAAUAAUAAUAAGAGGAAA
This is a messenger RNA of Bombus terrestris (buff-tailed bumblebee), 5477 nucleotides long. RefSeq names its product neither inactivation nor afterpotential protein C (gene ninaC). NCBI's taxonomy places the organism in Eukaryota, Metazoa, Arthropoda, Insecta, Hymenoptera, Apidae. Gene Ontology annotation, biological process: protein phosphorylation. The record is from RefSeq and is a predicted model, not a curated record. The transcript has 24 exons. Gene Ontology annotation, cellular component: myosin complex. The coding region runs from base 147 to 4907 and encodes 1586 amino acids. Gene Ontology annotation, molecular function: cytoskeletal motor activity; protein binding; ATP binding.